Messenger RNA from Ostertagia ostertagi, 393 nucleotides. The record is from the annotation of a GenBank genome assembly. NCBI's taxonomy places the organism in Eukaryota, Metazoa, Nematoda, Chromadorea, Rhabditida, Trichostrongylidae.
ACUGCAACUGCCCAGCCGAAUGCCAUUUCUAACACUUCAGUGCAAAACGUUGGAUUCACCUCUGUCCUGGGAUUCGCGAUAGCUUGCAGUGAUUCUCAAGCAGCAUUCUUUAAAGCCAAAACCGGGGACGUUCUGAUCGGUGUAUCUCUUUACAACACAGAGGUUCAACCAUUCGGUGUCAGACCUGACGACAAAACCAAGCAAAUGUAUUUCACCAGACAAGUAGAUGACUGUGUUGGAACGUUUUCGGUCGGAUCAUGGAUGGCCAUCGUCACCAUUCUGAUCCUGCUUGCUGGUUUCAUCUUUGGAUUCCUUAUGCUGAACUCCGUUCAAACCAUGGAUAGAUUCGACGAUCCAAAACACAAGCAGAUUGUGAUUAAUGUCAGGGAAUAA